Molecule: messenger RNA, 1466 nt
Organism: Carassius auratus (goldfish)
Lineage: Eukaryota; Metazoa; Chordata; Actinopteri; Cypriniformes; Cyprinidae
Product: actin, alpha cardiac muscle 1-like
Exons: 9
Coding region: 169-1302 (377 amino acids)
Source: RefSeq, a predicted model, not a curated record
GGGUUAUAAUGUGUCCUAAAAAGGCUUGAUGUUCUGAAGCCCUGGUGACAAGGCUCCUAUAUAAAUACAGGACAGGUGAACUGGCCGCUCACUCUCUUAUUUUCUACCGCUCGAGGGAGCAAGUUUUCCAGGCCUCUUGUGCAAGCUCUCCUGGCUGUCUAAGCAAACAUGUGCGAUGAGGAAGAGACCACCGCUCUGGUGUGCGACAAUGGCUCAGGCCUGGUGAAGGCCGGCUUUGCCGGGGAUGAUGCUCCCAGGGCUGUGUUUCCCUCCAUUGUGGGCCGACCCCGCCAUCAGGGUGUCAUGGUCGGUAUGGGUCAGAAAGACAGCUAUGUAGGAGACGAGGCCCAGAGCAAGAGAGGCAUCCUCACCCUCAAAUACCCCAUUGAGCAUGGCAUCAUCACCAACUGGGAUGAUAUGGAGAAGAUCUGGCACCACACCUUCUACAAUGAGCUCCGUGUGGCUCCUGAGGAACAUCCCGUCCUCCUGACUGAGGCUCCUCUGAAUCCCAAGGCCAACAGGGAAAAGAUGACCCAGAUCAUGUUUGAGACCUUCAAUGUUCCGGCUAUGUACGUUGCCAUCCAGGCUGUCCUCUCACUGUACGCCUCUGGCCGUACAACAGGUAUUGUGUUGGACGCUGGUGAUGGUGUGACCCACAAUGUUCCCGUAUAUGAGGGCUACGCCCUUCCACAUGCCAUCAUGAGACUGGAUUUGGCUGGCAGAGACCUGACUGACUACCUGAUGAAAAUCCUGACUGAGAGAGGAUACUCGUUCGUCACAACUGCCGAGAGGGAGAUUGUUCGUGACAUUAAGGAGAAGUUGUGCUACGUGGCUCUUGAUUUCGAGAAUGAAAUGGCCACCGCAGCCUCCUCCUCAUCCCUGGAAAAGUCCUACGAGUUGCCCGACGGUCAAGUCAUCACCAUCGGUAACGAGAGGUUCCGCUGCCCCGAGACCCUCUUCCAGCCCUCGUUCAUUGGUAUGGAGUCUGCUGGUAUUCAUGAGACCACUUACAAUGGCAUUAUGAAGUGCGACAUUGACAUUCGUAAGGAUCUGUAUGCCAACAAUGUACUGUCUGGCGGUACCACCAUGUACCCUGGUAUCGGUGACAGGAUGCAGAAAGAGAUCACAGCUCUUGCUCCCAGCACCAUGAAGAUCAAGAUGAUUGCCCCUCCUGAGCGUAAAUACUCUGUCUGGAUCGGCGGCUCCAUCUUGGCCUCCCUGUCCACUUUCCAGCAGAUGUGGAUCAGCAAAGAUGAGUACGAGGAGGCCGGACCCUCUAUUGUCCACAGGAAGUGCUUCUAAAACCCUCCUCUGUCAUUCUCCUCUGUCCUGGACUCUCCUUCUAGCCUUUGCACCAUGUCACGUCUUGUGUUUGUACUGCGGACGUUUGUUUCAAGUUCCCCUGUACAGGAUUCACAUCUACAGCCACAAUGAAUUGUUCAAUAAAGACAUUUACAUAUUUUCAA